Vollenhovia emeryi is the source of this 922-nucleotide messenger RNA. RefSeq lists its product as uncharacterized. Gene Ontology annotation, molecular function: DNA-directed DNA polymerase activity; DNA binding; nucleotide binding. The coding region runs from base 200 to 922 and encodes 240 amino acids. The record is from RefSeq and is a predicted model, not a curated record. Lineage: Eukaryota; Metazoa; Arthropoda; Insecta; Hymenoptera; Formicidae. The transcript has a single exon. Gene Ontology annotation, biological process: DNA replication.
UCUCCAUAGAGACCAAUUAAAAAUUGUACGAUCUGAAUUUUCAAAAUUAUCCAGCGACGAUUUCGAUCUAUUGACGCGUAAAGGUGUGUUUCCAUAUGAAUAUGUGGAUUGCGCGAACAAGCUGCAGGAUCCGCGUCUACCUCUGCACGAGUUAUUUUUCAAUUCUCUGAUCGGUGACACUGUAUCAGAGAGCGAUUACAUGCAUGCUUUGAAUGUUUGGAAACGAUUCUCCAUCCAAACCCUAGGCGACUACAGCGAUUUAUAUUUGAAAACCGAUGUCUUGUUAUUGGCCGACAUUUUUCAAAAUUUUCGCGAUAAUAGCAUCAACAGUUACGGAUUAGAUCCCGCGUAUUAUUAUACAUUACCAGGAUUCACGUGGGACGCCAUGCUGAAACACACGCGCGUAAAUUUCGAGCUGCUCACGGACAUUGAUAUGGUCAUGUUUGUGGAACGCGGCAUACGCGGUGGUCUCAGCCAAUGUUCCGGUAGAUAUGCUCGAGCCAAUAACAAGUACAUGCAGUCUUACGAUCCAUCGAAAGCUUCCUCAUACUUGAUGUGCUUUGAUGUCAAUAAUUUGUACGGGUGGGCGAUGUGUCAACCAUAUGCAAAUUUUCGAUGGGUCACUAACGUUACUGAUUUUAAUGUAAAUGCGGUCGCUGUGGACUCAUCGAUAGGUUACAUUCUCGAGGUUGAUCUCGAAUACCCACAAAGUAUACACGACGAGCACACUGACCUACCGUUCUGUCCGACGCGCGAUAAGCCGCCAGGCAAGCGACAGGAAAAGCUACUUGCGAGUGUGUAUGAUAAGAAGCGUUACGUCAUACACUACUGCAACCUGCAACAGUGCACGCGUCAUGGGCUUCGCGUGACAAAAAUACAUCGCAUAUUGGAGUUCUCGCAAUCUCCAUGGCUACGCAAAUAG